This is a messenger RNA of Saccostrea echinata, 1088 nucleotides long. RefSeq names its product twist-related protein 2-like. The transcript has 2 exons. The record is from RefSeq and is a predicted model, not a curated record. Gene Ontology annotation, biological process: developmental process; regulation of transcription by RNA polymerase II. The coding region runs from base 87 to 638 and encodes 183 amino acids. Gene Ontology annotation, molecular function: protein dimerization activity; RNA polymerase II transcription regulatory region sequence-specific DNA binding; DNA-binding transcription factor activity, RNA polymerase II-specific. NCBI's taxonomy places the organism in Eukaryota, Metazoa, Mollusca, Bivalvia, Ostreida, Ostreidae.
UUGUGUGAUAAAGCAAAUCAAGAGUGUAAAGUGGAAAAAUACUUUUCACGGAAAAGAAAUUUUCUCAAGAUUUUUUUGUUAUCAUAAUGGAAACAAUUAUAUCCAAAAAGCGUUCCUCUCCGGAGUAUAUCUUUCAUUCUGGACAAAUUAAGCAAGAAUUUCCUCCAGACGGAUACGAUAUAUAUGAUGAAGAUGAUGCAUUACGCGGCCGAAAGCGCAGUGUCUCAAAAGGUAGCAGCGACGGAUUCCAGAGUAUGUCUUCACCGGAAAGUACAGACGACAGCCUGCCAAAUAAAAAAGCAAAAAAGAAAUCAUUGUCUUUUGAAGAAAUUCAGACCCAACGUGUUCUUGCUAAUGUCAGAGAAAGGCAAAGAACACAGUCCUUAAACGAGGCUUUUGCGCAGCUAAGACAAAUCAUCCCUACACUUCCAUCUGAUAAGUUGAGCAAAAUCCAGACUCUUAAACUAGCUACACGAUACAUAGAUUUUCUAUAUAACGUCCUUCGUAACGAGGAGCUUGUUGAGCCGUUUGGGACUGCGGGGAAGCUGGCUAGCUGUAACUAUGUGGCCAAUGAAAGGCUGAGUUAUGCGUUCUCUGUGUGGAGGAUGGAGGGAAACUGGGCAGUCCCCUCUGAUUGAACCAACUCCAUCCUGUAUCUAGAGUAGGACAACUUAAGAUACUGAUUCAUCUCGCCGAGAGGAAGUAGAGCUGUAAAGUGACUAUAAACCAAGCGCCUUUAACAACAAAGGGAUGUGUCAGCAGAACUUCCACAAACUUGAAAGUCAGAUCAAACAUGAAAGAUCCGUGCUUUCUAAUCAUCUUGGAUUAGGAAAGAUUUUUUUCUAAAGUUGCUGUAUUAAUUUCGCGCAAAUUGCGAAAGAACUUAACUUUAAGAAUUUCCAUGAAGUAUUCAAGAACUCGAAGGAACAAACGGCCAAGAUUCGUUCUGUAUAAGAUAUAUACGGACACAUACGUAUAUUAUGAGUGAUAAUAACAAUAUCAUGACUUGUUUCACAUUCCUUUAAUAAUGGACAUUACUUGUAAACAUAAAUUUAGUUUAGAUAAUAAUUAAAUCUUGGAAAACCUGA